Magnolia sinica is the source of this 1458-nucleotide messenger RNA. RefSeq names its product (13S,14R)-1,13-dihydroxy-N-methylcanadine 13-O-acetyltransferase AT1-like. The record is from RefSeq and is a predicted model, not a curated record. Lineage: Eukaryota; Viridiplantae; Streptophyta; Magnoliopsida; Magnoliales; Magnoliaceae. Gene Ontology annotation, molecular function: nucleic acid binding; RNA-DNA hybrid ribonuclease activity. Bases 1 to 1458 code for a protein of 485 amino acids. The transcript is spliced from 4 exons.
AUGGAGCCUAGGCCGAGAAGCCCAUCCCAAGUGGUUUGUUGGAGAAGGCCUCUUGAGGGCUGGUUCAAAUUGAACAUUGAUGGAUCUUCUAGGGGUAACCCGGGUGAAGCGUGGGGCAAUGGAGUAUGUAGAGGGGAGAAGAGAGAUUUCUGCUUUGGGUUCCAUGAAGGCUAUGGCGUCGCCUCAAACACUCGAGCGGAACUCCAGGUUAUCCAUGACGGGAUGAUGCAUUGCCUGCGCUUGGGGUACUCUAAUAUCAUUGUUGAAUCAGAUUCCCUGCUCUUCCCUGCUCGUGAUUGGCAUAAGCCGGUGUUCAAGGUUCACGUCGUCUCUAUAGAGACCAUCACGCCAUCCUCUCCAACUCCCCAUCCUAACCGUACAUUCCAUCUCUCGUUGCUAGAUCAGAUCGCUCCUUCGCUAUACGUCCCUUUCAUUCUCUUCUACUCUGGAAACGGUCAUUGCAAUACCGAACACUCCGACGUCUUUCGCCGGCAGAAGAAAUCUCUUUCGGAGACCUUGACUCUCUUCUACCCGUUCGCCGGGAGGAUCAGGGAAGAAGAUCAGGCGGUUGAUUGUAAUGAUGAGGGCAUCGAAUUUUUCGAAGCCCAAAUCAACGGUCGGCUCUUUGAGAACACACUCUUCCCACAGAGAGAAGCGGCAGAUUUUACUUUGAGCUCCAUGUUUCCCAGAGAAAAAACGAAUGUUCUGACCAAGAUGUUUCUAUUCAAUCGGCAGAACAUAGCCAAACUUAGAGCUAGAGCCCCGGAGGACUUGCGGCCCACUCGAGUUGAGGCAGUGACUGCUCUCAUCUGGCGGAGUAUCAUGUGGGCUCAAGGUAAGCCCGGGAUGGUAAGGGUGUCCGUAGCAAUGCUUCCUGUCAGUUUGCGAAGCAGGAUGGUCCCUCCCUUGCCAGACCAUUCAUUCGGAAAUCUUUGCGUCGAUGCAGUUUCGUCAUGGGUGUCAGAUGGAGAAUGCAAUGAGGACUUGCAGCUUUGCUUAGAGAGGCUGCUGAGGUAUUCGAUAAGAAAAAUCGAUAGUGAGUACGUAGCUGAAUUGCGAGGACGGGACGGGCUCAUAAAGGCGUUUGAAUUGCUGACAGAGGUAUUUGAGAAAUACUCGGAAUAUAGCAUCGACAUUUGCUUGUUUAGCAGUCACUGUAGGUUCCCGUACUAUGAAGCGGAUUUUGGUUGGGGAAGGCCGAUAUAUAAGUUUCCAAUCGAGUUUCUUUUAUGCAUUUAUGGUCCAUAUAAUGGUUAUUACAUGAUGAACAGAGAGAAGACACGGCUUUCGAAAUCAAUGGACAGCUACUGCCUGUCGAAAGCCACAUUAGACGGACGGAAGCGGAUUGGCUGGUGUACCUCAAACCAGCUGUAUAACUGCUGUAUUGAUGUUAGCAAGUUCCGUGGGUUUGAUCAAGAGGCAUAUGUUAUAGUCUUUCUUGAUAAAUUGCAAGUUUAA